CUGAGAACAAAGUUAAAGUUUGCCCGGAGCUCUCUGCCACUCCCUGCCUGGGCCACUUCUUUGUUUUCUUCUCCUGUUUUUCCUCUCUACCUGGGUUGGCCGUUUGUUCCUACAGGUUGGAGAAGAGUCGCCUCCUAAUUAAAUGCAGCGGCUCGCUCGCCGGCUCUCCCUAGAUUUCAGGCUGCGUUGGCUACCCGGUUAGGCACCGGGCAUCGGUAUCAAAUUACCGAAAGCCUACACUGGAGCAGUCCUCAUAUUUACAUACAAAUAACUCAGGGGCUUGCAUUUAUGUCACCAUUCGGUGCUGCUAGAGGCUUGCCAGAGGAGUUUUUAAUCCAAUCAGAAGGAGUUUUAAAAGGAUGUCUGCGGAGUGAUCAAAAAGGAUCUUGAUCUCAAUGAAAUGUAGCCAGAUUUGGGGUUUGGUUUUUUGUUGUUUUUUUUUUUUUAUUUCAUCUGAAAUAUUGAAAAUCUUUGAACACUGAUGGGCAGGAAAAGAGGUGUAAUUCUUCAGUUGCUGGCGAGGAGACGAAGAUGCUGAUAGGAACUUGGAGGAGGUGGUGAAGACAGUGGAUCCAACCCAGGGAUUGGUUUGUUUGGGCUGAUUUGGAGGUAGAGUCUAAAUCACUGCUUCAGGGAUUCCUGGAAACAUCAGGAAAACAUUUGAUCAGCCCAGCCUGGUGGAAAUGGCUUUGCCACAGAGUGAAGAUGCAAUGACAGGCGACACGGACAAGUAUCUUGGGCCACAAGACCUGAAGGAAUUGGGCGAUGAUUCUCUGCCCGCAGAGGGCUAUAUGGGCUUUAGUCUGGGGGCCCGUUCUGCCAGUUCGGAUAGGUCUUACACCUUGAACAGAAGCUCCUUCGCGCGGGACAGCGUGACGAUCGAAGAACUCCUGGUACCAUCCAAAGAGCAGCAUCUAACAUUCACAAGAGAAUUUGAUUCAGAUUCUCUUAGACAUUACAGCUGGGCUGCAGACACCUUGGACAAUGUCAAUCUUGUCUCAAGUCCUGUUCAUUCUGGGUUUCUGGUUAGCUUUAUGGUGGAUGCAAGAGGCGGCUCUAUGAGGGGAAGCCGGCACCACGGGAUGAGAAUCAUCAUUCCUCCUCGCAAGUGCACCGCCCCCACCCGUAUCACCUGCCGUUUGGUAAAGAGACAUAAGCUGGCCAACCCACCCCCCAUGGUGGAAGGAGAGGGAUUAGCCAGUAGGCUGGUAGAAAUGGGUCCUGCAGGGGCACAAUUUUUAGGUAAACUGCACCUUCCUACCAAUCCUCCCCCUGUAAAUGAGGGCGAGAGCUUGGUUAGCCGAAUCCUGCAGCUUGGGCCUCAAGGAACAAAAUUUAUUGG
This is a messenger RNA of Balaenoptera acutorostrata (minke whale), 1342 nucleotides long. RefSeq names its product ankyrin-3-like. Gene Ontology annotation, molecular function: transmembrane transporter binding; cytoskeletal adaptor activity; spectrin binding. The record is from RefSeq and is a predicted model, not a curated record. Gene Ontology annotation, cellular component: neuron projection; plasma membrane. The annotation marks the transcript as partial. The transcript is spliced from 6 exons. Gene Ontology annotation, biological process: protein localization to plasma membrane. Lineage: Eukaryota; Metazoa; Chordata; Mammalia; Artiodactyla; Balaenopteridae.